AUGAAGGAUUAUUAUAUGGAUAAGAUUAAAAAGAAUAUUAAUGAAAUAAAGAAGUAUCAAAAUAUAAAUAUAUUAGAAAAAACAAAUGAAACUGAUAAUGCAUUUUUUUAUGAAAAUAAAAAUGUUACGUUGAAAUAUAAUGAAGAAAAGAAAUAUAAAAAGACAGAGGAUAUAAUCAGUAAUAUAUCAACGGAUAAAAAGGAUAUUAAAAAUAAUAACUGUAAUAAUAUAUCUAAUGAUGAAUAUGUGAGAAUAAAAAAUGGACCUGAAAAUAAUUAUGUCUCAUAUAACAAUAACAAAAUAAUUAAUAAUGAUAAUGAAAAAUAUGACAAUAUAUAUAAUAAUUAUGGUUCGGUCAUACAUAAAUUAAAUGUACAUGAUAUGAAUAAUAUACCUAAUCAAAACUAUAAUAAUAAUGUUGUUAUUUCCACAAGGAAAAAUAAAAAUGAUGUAAUAUAUAAUAAUGAUAAAUAUAAUAUAUCAUAUAACACAAAUAGUUUUAUAGAUACAAAAGAAAAUAUGAAUAUUAAUAACGAUGUAGGAACAAAAUAUCAUUUGGAUAAUAAUAAUAAUAAUAAUAAUAAUAAUAAUGGAUAUAUUAUAAAUGAAAACAUAAAUUACGAUAUAGAAAAUAAAAUGACAAAUACUUUAAAUGAUAUAAAUAAAUGUGUUCAUGUAAAUCGAAAUGAUUUUUCAUAUUAUCUUAAUAUAAAAGAUGGGAAUAAGAUUGAAGAUGAUAAUGCAACUUAUACACAUUAUAUAAAUAAUUGUAAUAUUCAUCAAUAUCAUAAUACUACUAAUAAUACAUUUUAUAAAAAGAAAUGUGAUGAACAAUAUUAUGAUAAGUGUGAAAGUGGAACUCGUAUAAACAAAAUUAAUGAAAAAUAUAUAAAUGAACAUUUUAAUAAUAAUGGAAGUGAUGAAGACAAUAUUUAUUUUCAUAAACUCUUAUCUCAUAAAAAUAGCAAUGAAAAAAAAUAUGUUUUUCAAGAAAAAAUAGAAAAAAGAAAUGAUGAUAAAUAUAAAUAUUGUUAUAAAGAUAUAUCAUCAUAUAUGGUCAAUAGAGAAAAUUAUAAUGGUAAUAAAGAUUUACAUAUAUUGAAUAAUUAUUAUGAAAUGAAAAAUAACUUACUCAGCAAUAAAAAAAAUAUAUAUAUAAUUAAUAGUAAUGAUCAAAAAAGGGAUUUGAGCUUACAAAAUAAGGAGGAUGAAAAAAUAGACGUAGUAAAAGAAAAUUGCGUACAAACUUUUGAUAAUAAGAAAGAAAAAAAAAAUAUAUAUAUAUACGAACAAUCAUUUAAUAAUAAUAAUAAUAAUAAACAUUUUGAUUUGAACGGAAAUGAAUGUGUACAUAAAAAUGACGAGCAAAUAAAAAGGAGUACAUAUAUCCAAGAUAAUACACAGCAUAUAUAUAACGAUAUGUGUGAAAAGCAAAUUCAUUAUGAAAUAAAAAAAAAUAAUCAGAAUAAUGUAUUAAUAAAUGAUAAUGCUGUGCAUGCAGAAGAAGAUAUAUGUGUAAAAAAUUCAUAUCCAAUAUCUUUAUUAUCAUCACAUGAUAUUACUUUAUCUAGAAAGGUUAAAGAAUAUUUUUCAGACUCCGAAAAUAUUAAUUCACAAAGUGAUCAAUGUGAUGAACUUAAAAAGAAAAAUUUUAUAGGAAAACACAUAAUAAAUAAAAACGAAAUUAAUGAUAAUAGACCUAUUGAAUUUGCACAAGUGGAAAAAAAUAAUUUGGAAAAUAAAUAUUUACAUUAUCCAAAUGUUUUUUAUACAAAUGACAAAAUAAAUGAUAAAACUUUACAAGAAGAGGUAAAUGAAAAUUGUAUUAAAAAAAAAAUUAUUUGUGAUAAAAUUAAAGGAAUUGAAAAACUUAAAGAGCCAACAAACUCUAUAUUAUUGAAUAAAAAUAAUAAGUAUGAUAUAUGUGAAGAAAAUAAAAUGGGAAAUAAUAACUCACACGUUAUAAAAAAUAUAUACAACAAAGAAAAAAAAUCUUUUAAUGAGGAAGACAAAGGUAUAAUACAAAAUGAAAAUGCAAAUUUAUAUUAUAAUUAUAAUAAACAAUUUCCAAAUUCAGAAGAAAAUUUCCAUAAUGAACAUAAAAAACAAUAUAAUAUACCAAGAAAUAAUACCUUACGCUUAUUAGAUGAACAAAAAGAAAGUGACCAAAAGAAUGACAAAAAAAAUAGCGAGAAUGAAGAAGAAUGCAAAUUUCCUUCAUUUUCCAAUUUUAUGUCAUAUGAAGAAAAAUACAAAAAUGAUAAUAUAAUGCCAUAUAUUAAUAAGGCAUCUAAUGAUUUGGGAAAUUCAAACGAACUAACAAAUUUGAACAAAGGACAAGCUCACAAGAAUUCUAUAUAUGAAAAGGUUAAUAUAAAUAAUGAUAAGGUAAAAAAGAACAACUUACAUUCAAUAAAUGAUAAGAAAAUUAAAAUAAAUAAAACUUUUAUGAAUGAAAAGGAUAUGAAAGGAAAUAAUACAAAAAAAUAUAAUAAAGAAAAAAGGGAUAAUAAUAAAAGAAAUGAAAAUGAUAAUGAAAAAAAAAAUAUAUAUAUAAAUGGGAAUAAAAAUAUAUUUUUAUCAAAUAAGAAUUCUGAAAAAGUUCAUUUAGAUAAUUAUGAUCAUAAUAAUUUAGGAAGAAAAAAAAGGAGUUGUACCAUUAAUGAUAAUAUAAAUUUAUCUGAAAAAAAACAAUUAGAAAAAGAAUUGGAUGUAUAUUUAAAAAUUGAGGGAUUCUUAUUAUCAUCAUCAGCCAAGUCAUCGGUAUCUUUACCAUCAAAUUUAUCAAAUACAUAUUGGGGACAAAGAAAUCUAAAUGAAGAAACUAAUUUAUCUAAUGUACUAAAGAAGCAAUUUUCUAGUAAUAAUGAGAGGAAAAGGAGUACAAUAUUGACAACGGAAUAUUCCAACAAAAUUGUAAACUAUGAAAUAUCAUCUAGUAGUAUAGGUACAUAUGAUAAUUAUGAAAUUCAACAAGUAUUUGAUGAAAUGUUAAACAAUAGAUGUACAGAAAGGGAAUAUUCCAAAAAGGUUAAUUUGGAAUAUAUGGACGAUAAGGAUAAUGCAUUUUCUUCAUCGAAUCGUAUGACUGAUAUGUCAAAAAAAAUAAGUAAAAUUUUUAAUAAAAAUGGUAGUAUAAAUGAUAAAAUAAAUGAUAAUAUAAAUGAUAACAUAAAUGAUAGCAUAAAUGAUAACAUAAAUGAUAAUAUAAAUGAUAAUAUAAAUGAUAACAUAAAUGAUAACAUAAAUGAUAACAUAAAUGAUAACAUAAAUGAUAACAUAAAUGAUAACAUAAAUGAUAAUAUAAAUGAUAACAAUAAGGAAAAUAUAAGAGAUAGCAAUAAUGAUAAUACAAAUGACAACAAUAAGGAAAAUAUAAGAGAUAGCAAUAAUGAUAAUACAUAUAACAACAAUCAUUAUAAUAAUAUUAAUAGUAAGAACAGUUGUGAUAAGGUUGUUAAAAAUCAAAAUAAACAAUUAGACCAUUGUAUAUCUAAAAAACAUAAUUCCUUACUUAUAGAUUUAAUGAAAAAAAAGAAUAGAAAAAGAAUGAGAAGUAGUCAAAAUAAUUUUCAAAAAAAACUGGAUAAAGUAUUCGAUUUAGUUGUUCUCCCUAAAUCAGAAAAGGAACGUAAUUUAAUCGAUAAAAUUAUUUACUGUCUAGAUCCUUCAUAUGUAAAUAACACACUGGAUGAAGAGACAAAAUGGAAACAAAAAUUGAAAUAUAUGCAAGAAAAAUUUUUAGAAUCAAUACUUUGUAUAUCUUAUCCAAAUGAUUUGUGGACAGAAUCAACCUUUGAAGCUUAUUUGGAAUCAUUAAAUUUUAAUUCAUUAUUAGAUGAUACAUUUAUAAAAUAUGAAAAAGAUCUUAAUAUCAAUUUGUUUCAUCCAGAAGAAGAAAUUUUUUCUGAUCCAGGAAAUAUUGGAGAAGGAGGUUUUGGAAUUGUAACGAAAAUGCGAUUUUUAACAUUCCCUCAAUAUUAUGCUAUAAAAAAAAUAUCAAAAGAUCAUAUAAUAAAAUCUCAAGCAGCUGGACAAGCAUAUUUAGAAGCAAAAUAUCAUUCUGUUUUGAGUCAUGUAAAUAUAAUAAAAAUGUAUGGUUGUAUGCAAGAUGAAGAAUAUAUAUAUCAUGUAUUAGAAUUUUGUUCCAAAGGGAGUAUUUAUUCUAUAUCUAAAAACUUUAAAAAAAGAAGAAUUCCAGAUGAAUUGGCAUAUAAAUAUUUUUGUCAUGUAGUUAAUGGAUUAUAUUAUUUAAAUCAAAUGGGUAUAUUUCAUAGAGAUAUAAAAAUGGAAAAUGUUUUAGUUGAUCAUAAAGAUAAUGCUAAAUUAUCUGAUUUUGGUUUGUCUGCUAUGAUAUUAGGUAAAAAAAGUCAUUCUUCAUUAUGUGGAACACUAGUUUAUUUUUCUCCAGAAAUUACAAGUGGUACUGGAUAUGAUUGGAGAUCUGAUAUUUGGUCACUUGGUGUUUUGUUAUAUGAAAUGUUAGUUGGAGAUGUUCCUUUUGAUGGGACAAAAACUCAAAUAGUUGAAUCCAUAUUUUCAUGUAAUUUGAAAUUCCCAGAUUUUGUAAACCCUUUAGCUAUAGAUUUAAUUAAAAAGACAUUAGUUGUUGAUGUAAAUAAAAGAAUAAGACUAUGUGAAUUGUCUUCUGAUCCUUGGAUGCAAGAAAUGUGGAAAUUAAGUUUUCAAAAAAAUUUAAAUACUAACCAAAAUAUUAAUCAUCUUAAAAAGGAAGAUAAAAAUGAUUUUAAUUUCAUAAGUAAUUUAAUAAAAAAACAAUGCUUUAUAAAUAGUAGUCUCAAUGCUUCUUUAAAUUUUGACAAAUUAAAGAAAGGGAAAAAAACAUACAAACAUUUCAUACAUAGGAAUUCAAAGGAUGAUAUGUAUUCUUUGAUUGUGGAAACACAACAAAGAUUAGCUGAUUAUUUAGAAUUGGAUGAUUCCUAUAUGAGUGACAAAAUUGAUUCUACAUCUGAUACAAUUAGUGAAUACGAUUCCAAUAAGUAUACAUCUCCUUUUUACAAUCUUUCGAAUAAGGAAAAAAAAUCUAAAUCUAUUUCGGGUACAACUAUAAGAAAUGAAUUUGGGAAGAAAAAUAAAAAUAAGUUAAAUGAAUAUAACACUAUAAGUGAUCCUGUUAUAUGCAAAGUUGUAAAAGAAAAACACCUAAAUAACUCUUUUAAAAAGAAAGAAGGGGAACUUAUUAAGAACGAAAAAAUAACAGAAUCUAAAGAUUUAAAAAAAAAAAAAAAAAAAAAAAAUGAAUGUGAUAUAACAAAUCGCGAAAAUAUAUAUAAUUCUAUAAAAGAAAAAUUUAGCGACUCCAAUAAAGAUAACACUUUUGUGAACAAAAAUGAUGAUCAAAUAAAAAAUGUUUUAUCGAAUGGAAUGGCCAUUAAAUAUAGUGAUACUUAUUCCCAAAUAAAUGAUCAAUUGGAUAUUACAAAAAUGGAUACAAUUGAUAAUGACAAUUUUGAAAAAAAACCCAAAGAGAAAAAUCAAAAUGAUUCAAUUGAACCAAAUAAUAUUUAUAUGGAGAAAAAAACAGUUGUAGAUAUGAAAAAUGGAGAUAGCAUUUCAAUUAUAUACAAUAAUAAUUUAAAAAAAGAAGAAGAUAUAAAAAAGAAUGUCGAAGUACAUAAUAAUAUGAAUGAGAAAAUUUAUUGUGAAAACAUUUUAAAAAAUGGUACUACCGAAAAACAACAUACACAUAUAAUGGAAAAAACUGAUAAAAACAGUAAUAAGGAAUUAAAAGACGUUUUUCAAAAAAUGGUUGAUUCAUCAUGUGAAAAAACAAAAGUAGAUGAUAAUAUUGAUAAGUGUCAUGUAUUAAGAAAUAUUCCAACAUUAUAUAUGUCUUCCUUUUCUGGAUCUUUGGAAAAUAUUAAUAAGAUGACAAAUGAAAAGAUUGAUAUUGAUACGAAAAAUAGUGAAGAGGAUUUAAAAAUGGAAGAAAAAUUAAAAACAGUGAAUACAAAGGUGAGUACAAAUAAUAAUGAAUAUAUAAUGAAUAAGAUAAAAACCAAAGAAAUAAAUAAUAAUAAUAAUAAUAAUGAUGAAAAUUUAACGAAUAUAAAAUAUGAAAAGAAUCACAUUAAUAAUGAUGUAUCACAAAAUAAUUUUGUUGAAGAAAUAAAUAAAUCAUAUAUACCAAUCUGUGUUCAUAAAGAAUGUUCAACUGAUUUAAUAAAACAAAAUAAAUGUUCUAAAAUAAAUUUAAAAUUAAAGGAUAUUUAUUUUGAUGAGAAGAUAAGAAAAGAUCAACAUGGUGGAGAUUUAAAAUUUACAGAUGGAAAAGGAGAUGAACAGAAGAACGACACACAAAUAAAUUUGAAAAACGAUGAAUUAAUAAAGAUAGCAAAUGUAGAAGAAAAGAAGAUUGAAAAAAAAAAUAAUGAUCAAAACAAGUUAUCAAGUGAUGUGAAUACUGAAAUAUUAAGAAAAUAUAUUUCUGAUGUAAAGAACUAUCUAUUAAUAAAGCCAUCGCUUAAUAAAAAUAAUGGAAUUAAUAACAAUAAUAAUAAUAAUAAUAAUAAUAAUGAAUAUAUUAAUGAGGAAAAGAAAGAUAACAUCAAUGAAAAGAAUGACAUAAGCAAAGAUAAGAAAAUCCAAAGUAACAAUGAAACACAAAAGGAGCCUUUAUUUUCGAAACUAUUGAACAAAGCAUUUGGGAAAAAAUAUACACAUGAAAAAAAUUAUAAAAAUGAUAAUGUUGUUGCAGAUAUACAUAAAUGUAGUGAUUCUCAUAUAUUAUAUAAAGGAAUAGGAGAAUGUAAUAAGAAUGGAAAUAUCAUUAAAGAAUGUGAAAAUAAAAAUGUUGAGAAAAUAGAUGAAAACACAAGUAUGUAUGAUAAAUAUAUCGAAAAAAUAAAUAAAUUAUAUUUGAAUAUAAAAAAUAAGAAAUUUAUAUAUGACCUGGAAAAUAUGAAAAAUGGAGGAUCUGAUGAGAAUUUUAAUAAAUGUAAUGAUAAUAAUCAUAAUAAUAAGGAUCAUAUAAUAUGUAACAAUGCAUAUACGGAUAAUCUCCAUAUGAACAAUAAUAAUGUUGAUAUGAAUGAAAAUUGUGUGUAUAAAGGUUUGAAUUAUAAAAUAGAUAAAUCUAAAGACCUACAUAAUAAUAAUAAUAAUAAUAAUAAUGAUAAUAUUUUAAAUGAUUAUAAUUAUAAUUGUAAUUAUAAUUAUAUACAUGGAUAUAAAGUGGAUACAUCUAAAUGUUAUAAUGAUAUGAAUAAGAAAAAUGAAAAGCAUUAUUACAUAAAUAAUCCUUAUUUUCAUGAAGAGACACAUAAUAACAAUAUAAAUAAUUUAUAUAAUUCUAAUGAAUAUCAUAAGAAUGUACAAAAUACAUCUCAAAAGAAUAUCCCCAGAUUAGGGAAUACAUUAUAUAAUAAAUUCAAUUAUGAAAAGUAUAUAGACGACAAGUUGGUAGAUUUGGAAGAGAAAAGAAUAUGUAAAGCAAAUUCCUGUUCUUUAUAUAAAGAAAAUAAAAAAAAAGAACAGACAUUAGUAGAAUUAAAACAAGAAAUUGUUGGUGAUAAGAAGUUAAUAAGUACAACAAGGAUAACACCUGACUUUAUUUCUGUUGAUAAAAAAUAUAUGAAUUCCAGUAAUAGCGAUAAUGGAGAUUUUAUUAUUGGACAAAAGAAUAAAUUAAAUUGCAAAAAUGGAGAAGAAGAACAAGAUGAUUAUACGAAUAAUUUUAUACUUAGUUCUUCUAAUUCAGAUUUCUCAAAUGAGAGAAAAAAUAAAAAUGUAGAAAAAUAUAAGAGUGUCAAAUCGAACAAUGCACAUUUGAAUAAUAAUUUUAAUGAAUACGUACAAUAUGGAAAAGGAAAUAAAGAAAAUAGUUUUAGUUAUAUUGAAAAUAAUAUAAUAAGUAAUAAUGAUAUGGAUACAUAUGAAAAAAUCGAAUUUAAUAAUAAAAAUAAAAAAGGAUCAUGUAAUAAUGAGAAUAAUGUUAUAUCUUUUAAGCCUUUAUCCUUUAACAAUAAAGUAACAUUUAUGGCAUUGGAAAAUUAUAAUGAUAUGGAAAAUAUGCAUAAUGUUAAUAAAAAUCAAAAUAUGUCUGAUAUACAAAUAAACCAUAAAAAUUUAUUGAAUGGAAAUAAAAGAAUAUCUUAUGAAUUAUCCAAUUUAGAGUCAAUAAAAAAAAUAAAUAAAAAUGAUGUCAGUAAUAAUUUAAAUUAUAUUAAAGAACAUUCUCCUUCUUUUAAUUCAACUACGAAAGGUAAUAAACACAGUAGUUUUACAUAUAACGCAAGAAAUAAAGUUAAUAAUGUUGUUAAAAAUAAUAAAAGAAGUGUAUCUACGAAUAGGCGUUAUUUAAUAAUAAAUAAUAAUAAUAAUAAUAAUAAUAUGAAAGUAGGAAAUCCAAACAUGUAUAAAAAGGGUUUAUCAUAUAAAGUUCCACCAUGUAACACUAAUUAUAGAGAACUGAAUAAAAAUAAUCUCCCAAGUGAAACUCAAAAAAGAACGCUUUUAAGGGAUUAUAUAAAGAAUAAUGAUAAAAUGUAUACAAAAGAUAAACAAAAAAUGAAUAUAAAAUGUGAUUUAAAAUAUAACCAGAAAAGUAUGAUAAAAGAGAAACAAAAAAUAAAUAUAAAGAAUAACUUAAAAAGUGAUGCUAAAGGUACUGGAAAAAAAUUGUGUUCUCAUAAAUUGCAAAAUGCGGAAAAAAAAUCAAAUGAUAAAAUUAGUACAAAUAUUAAAGUUUCUAAUUGUUUGAAUAAAAGUUUGAAAGUUAAAAAUUUGAACAAUUUACAGAAAGGUAUAAAUGUAUUACAAAAGAAUGACAAACAUACGGAAAAAGAACAGAACAAUAUUGUUGAUUAUAAAUUGAAUUUAUUAGAUAAUAAAAUAGAUACAUACAAAAAUACAAAGAAGGAAGAAAAUAUUGAUGAAAAAAGUUACCUUAACGAUGAUUCUUCAAUAAAUGAUCGAAAAAUAAAUCAUCAUUAUAAUGAUAAAUCAGCCUUAAAUAAAAAUAAGGAAAUUGAUGUUUAUAAUAAAAGGGAAGAUAAUAAUAUAAAUGAAAAUCAAAAUGAAUAUGAUAAUAAAAAUUUAUUAAUAUAUCAACAAAAUGAUGAUCAAAAUAUAGUACAAGUUGAAAAAACACAAAAUGAUUUAAUAUUAAAUAAUAAAAAAGUUAACAAUACAAUUAUAAAACGACAUAAUUCAAACUCUAUUAAUAUGAAAGAAAAAAUGUCCAAAAUAAAUGAAACUAAAAAUAUAAAUGAAAACAUUAAUAACUCAAAAAAUAUCUCAAAAUUAAGUGAAACAAAUAACAAAAUGGAUAAUAUGGAAACGAGAAAAAAUACUAUUUCUGUGCAAGAUGUGAUUAAAAAUAAUUUAGAUAAUCUACAAAAGAAUAGAAAAAUGUUACUUCCAAACAAUUUAAAAAAUUCAAAAGUAAAACAAUAUUUAAAAAGCAAAAUAGAAAAAAUAAAAAUGCAAAAUGAUUAUAAUUUAUUAUACAAUACCAUGGAUAAUCAAAAUGGUAUUAAUAAAAAAUCUAAAAUUUUAGACAUAUAUAAUAAGGAAUGUAAUUCUAAAGAUAUCUUAAACUUACAAAAUGUUCAUCAUACCAAAAGAUCAACAAGUGAAUUUUUACAAGCUCCCAAUUCAAAAACAUUUAAUAAUACAAAUCAAGAUUUACAAAAUGUUAAAACGGUAAGAAAUGUAACAUAUACAUCAACUAAUAAUUUGGGACAUAAUAUGAAACCUACCACUUUACCAACAUAUAUAAACAAAGAUCAGAUACAAAAACAUAAAAAUGAGGAAAGGAAAAAAAAUAUAAUAAGAAAUAAUGAAAAAAUAUCAAGGAGUAAAAGUGAAGGAAUAAAACAUUUAAGGCUUUCUUCUUCAGAUAGUGAUUUAUCGUGUUAUUUAGAUUCUUUUAAAAAUACAUUUCAAGACAAAAUUAAUAAUAUGACAAAAAAAAUUAAAGGAGAUGAAAAUCGUGAUGAAAUACCCAUGCAAAAUAUUAAUGGAAAUUAUAUAGAAAAAAAUAUUAUACAAAAGAGGGAAUGUUUAAACAGUAAUAUCAACAAAAAUACAGUUAGUAAUAAUAAAAAUAAAUUUAAUACAAAAAAUAAAUUAUAUACAAAUGUUGUAUCUAAAAAAAACCUAAAUUUUUCUAAUGUAAAAAGUAAGAUAGACACAAAUAUUCAUAAAAAAUCUAAUAAUAUGGAAGAGAAUAUAUUAAAUAAGAAGAAUAGUAAUGUAACGUUUAAUGAAUAUAACAGAAGAACAAAAAGUGCCAAAAUUUUUAAUAAGUCGGAUAGUUUAUUAAAUACAACAAUUAAUACAUACAAAAAUUCUUCUAUAACAAAUAAUAUGAAAAUUUCAAAAAAUGUUGUAAAGAAUAAAGUGAUAUCUUCAUCUAAGAGAGAUAAUUCUGUAAAAUUGAAUGCAAAGUUUUCAGAAUAUAAAAGGUCCCCUAUGAAAGGAAAAGAUUCUGUGCACAUAGAAAGUGAGGAUAUAAAAUAUGAAGAAGAAUUACAAAAGAAAUUGUUAUUAUUAAAUAAAGAUGAUACAUAUAAGAAGGGAGAAAAGAAAUAUGCUUCUAAAAAUGAUGAUAAGGAGGAAAAUGUUCAUUUGAUUAUUGAAAAUUAUGUUGAUAGGAAUGAUAAAUUAGAUGCUGUUAAAGAAGUUGAAGAAAUGGAUAAGAAUAGAAAAGAAAAUGAUAAUAAAAAAGGAAUAGAUGAUAAUGAAAAGAAAAGAAGUGAUGAUGAAAAAAAAAGAAGUGAUAUUGAAAAGAAAAGAAGUGAUAAUGAAAAGAAAAGAAGUGAUAAUGAAAAGAGAAUAAAUGAUGAUAAAAAAAAAAUAAAUGAUAAUAAUAAUGAAGAAUAUAAUGUUAAUAAUAAUAAUAAUAAUAAAGUAUAUUGUGAUUAUAAUAAUAAAGUAUAUUAUAAUAAUAAUAAUUAUAGUGAUGAAAAAAAUAAUGAUAAUUGUGAUUAUUAUUGCAGGGAUGAUACACAUGAACUUGAUAAGCACAAUAAAAACAAUGUUAAAAAUAUACAUUAUACAACUAAUAGGGAUGGUAAUAAUAAUAAGGAUAUAUCUUCUAAUAAUAAUAAUUUCGAAGAAAAAGAUAAUAAGAUGAAUAAUACUCAUGAAAAAUACUAUAAAACUCUACCUAGUCGAACUAAGUAUUAUAAAGAUUCGGAUACGAUGUUUGAUGAAGAAGAAUUAAAUAUCAUUGAAGGACAUAUUAUGAAACAUGUUUCUUUUGAAAAUUUAGAAGGUGUUAUUUCUAGUUCAGAUACAACAAAUAAUAGUAACAAAAUUAAAAGAAAUUAUACUUUUAGUAAUAUUAGAUAUAAGAAUCAUACAAAGAAUACAUUAAGUGUUGAAAGAAAUUACUCAACUUUACCUAACAUGAAUAUUGAUCAAAUGAAUACUUAUGGAAAAUUACCAAAAGAAGAAAAUAAUAAAAAUUCAGGUGCGCAUGUGUUUAUAAAAAAUGGUUAUUAUCUUGAAAAACAAAAUAUAAAGCAAAACAAUAAUACUAAGGAUAUUAUGAAAGAUAAAAAGAAUAUAUGUAAUCAAUCUAUACAAAAAUAUUUGAAUGGUGGUAGAAAUUUAAAUAAUAUAAAUAAUAUAAGAAAUAAGGAAAAUACGAAAUCUACUAUAUCACCUUAUCAAUAUAAUAAACGUUUACAGAGUGAACAAAACGUUACUAUAAGAAGUAGUUAUAAUCGUCAGAUAAGUCAAACAAUGAAUUAUCAAUACAACAAAAGAAAUAACUCUCAUGUAAAAAAUAAAAAUGUGAUCAAUAUUAUUAGUGGUAAAAUACCAGCUAUGUCAAAUAUUCAAAAAGAUACAUUAUUGACACAAAAUAAGAAUGUGACAAAACCUGUAUCCCAAAAAUAUAUUAGAACAUAUACUCUUAAUACAUAUGGUAUGAAUAAUCUAAGUAAUAAGAGUGCUGAAUGCAUGAAACAAAUAAAUAAUACAUAUAAUAAUAAUAAUAAUAAUAAUAAUAAUGAGAGGAUAGAAAAAAAUAAUAGUACAUUAUUUAUGGUAAAUCAUCAAAAAAUUCAUUCACUUAACAAUAACACAGAAAAUAUCAAUAUGAUAAAUAAACAGCAAAGAUUAGGUACAGAAUUUAUAAAGUCUAAUAACAGAGAAAAAUUAAAUGGCAACUUCAAUUUAAAAAGAAAUGUUAGUGCUACAAUUUUAAAUAAGACAACAUAA
Plasmodium reichenowi is the source of this 12198-nucleotide messenger RNA. RefSeq names its product serine/threonine protein kinase, putative. Gene Ontology annotation, biological process: protein phosphorylation. The record is from RefSeq and is a predicted model, not a curated record. Gene Ontology annotation, molecular function: protein kinase activity; ATP binding. Lineage: Eukaryota; Apicomplexa; Aconoidasida; Haemosporida; Plasmodiidae. The coding region runs from base 1 to 12198 and encodes 4065 amino acids. The transcript has a single exon.